AUGUUACCGAUUUUGAUGUAUAAUAAUAUGGAAGGGAGUUCUAAUUCGUUAAAUAAUACGCCUAAUACUAGUUUUAAUCAGUACGAUGAUAGUAUUAUUUUGAAUUGUGUUAGAAAUCGUAAGAAAGUUACGGAAUUGCCGAGUUGUCCGGUCUGUAGUUGCACUAUCAGACAAGGAGAGUUGGAUUCUCAUUUAAGUUUGGAGGUGGAGAGAUUGCAGAAAUUGUCAGGAAGUGGGUCUAAGGAAGCUUAGUGUGAAUUCUAGUGCUAAUCUAGCUGUGCCUGGAUCAAGCACCAGCCAAGAUGUUGUAGAAGAUGAAGUGGACGUCUCAGGCUGUUUGGGUAGCGAUGUUUACCAACGGGUACACUCCAACCGUCUCCGGCGUCUGCGAGCCCGCCGCAGAAGUACCCCGCCCCCUCAACACGGAGAAUGCCCAGUAUGUAACACCACGCUACCGGUGUCCAGGCUACAGAGGCAUGCACUCCGAUGUCUGAAGCGGACGGGAGCGGAGUUAGAUGAAGAUGUACCGGAUACCAGCUCUGAAGAGGGCAGCAUUGAUGUUGAGAAUGACGAACCAUCGGGCGGUGGCUUCGGGGCGGAGUACCAGUGGUGUGGGGAAUGGAGAGUGAGGGCCACAGCGCUUCAGGACUCUGAGGCAAGAGACGCUACUUGUGUCCGGAGAGCUUCUAACGACCAAGCUUUGGUAGUAGAUGGCGAUGAAGAUACGGAAUUAUACGGUCCCCCGCAAUACUCGCCGUCGAGGAUAGCUCCCGAUGCAGAUCUGUCAACAGAUGUAGCUAUAGAUGAACAGACGGACGAGCAAACGGAAGCGGCAGAGAGUUCGGCGAGCGACCGACCAGUGGCGGCACCUAGUAGCAAAUGUAAUGGACUAGUUGAGGCAAGCGCUGAAACUAGAAUUCAGGCGUUGAAAGCGAGAAUAAAAGACUUGGAACGAAAAGCGAACGGCGGUGGAGAGAUGAAAUGUCUGAUAUGCUUGGAGCAGUACACGUCGCCGACAGUGUCUAUCCAGUGCUGGCAUGUUUAUUGUGAAGUAUGCUGGCUACAAUCUCUUCGAGCUAAGAAAAUCUGUCCACAAUGCAAUGCAAUCACCACGGCCCAGCAUCUCAGAAGAAUAUACAUGUAG
Molecule: messenger RNA, 1144 nt
Organism: Spodoptera littoralis (African cotton leafworm)
Lineage: Eukaryota; Metazoa; Arthropoda; Insecta; Lepidoptera; Noctuidae
Source: the annotation of a GenBank genome assembly